AUGGACGUCGAGAUGCAGAUGGAGGCAAAUGGGCUGCCUGCGCAGUUCACUUCAAGUUCAGAUCGACCUGAAGAAUCUCACAUUGCCGACAACCUGGCAGCAUCAAUAUCAAAUUCCGAAAUGCCUACUGAACCAGUCCCAUCAAAGGCAGUGCUGACUGAACCUGCGCCUCAAAUAGAACCCAUGGCGACAGUAUCAGAGUCAGCAUUACAGGCAGUACCUGAGGCAGUGAUAGAGUCAGUCACUGAGACUGUAUCUGAACUGCCUACACUUGCCACAAACGGCCAUAUGGACGACUCUUUAAAUCAACCUCUCGCGGCUGUUCCAGACUCUCAACCUCAACCAUCUCUUGAUAGUAUUUCAAACGCGCCUGCGGCACCCACAGCGUCAGUUAUUGAGACCACUAUGACGGAAUCAUUCGUGCCUUCAUCCAUUCCUACCGAAAUACAGUCCUCAGCAACACCGGCUGAUAAUACUCAAACGACCAUGGAUCUCUCCGAACUUGCCGCAAUUCCACCUCAAGCGCCAGAAUCAAACCUGCGGACGUCACCUCAUGCUGAUGCUUUAGCCCCUGAGGCUGUCGCAGAGAUCGAAGCACAGAAACAUGAACUGGAUAACUUAGCCGACGCGCCCACGAUCUCUGCGAAGGCUGAUGCUAUGGACAUUUCUUCAUUCAAUGAAUCAAUAGCACAACCAGAACAAUCUACAGUUGCCGAUAUUGGUCUUCCCUCCCCACCUGCACAGUCACCACCUCCUGCCCCUCAACCAGCUGCAGCUACAUUACCAGCAGACCAGCCAGUCGAGCCCGUGGUAGAGCCGCCAACUGCGUCCGAGCCAGUGGCAGAGACUGUUGUUGCGCCAGAAGCCGAGCCUGUAACAGCUGAACAGCCAUUCUCGGUACCAGAAGCUCUCCCUGUACCAGCCGAAGAGCCAAAAGCACCAGCGCCUACACCAGCAGUCCCAGCUCCUGAAGAGCCUGUCGAUACAGACAUGAUCGAUGUGCUCCCUGCUAAACAAGCUCGACCGCGGGACGAGGAUGGAGACUCUGAACGCGCCGCCAAGCGUUUCAAGACGGACGAACCAACGACACAAGAACCUGCAUUCAAAGUCCCAGAUGUACCUGCAGCUGCUUCGUCCCCAAUAGCAAAUGGCGAUGGCAACCCUGCCGCAAAUGGAAUUGGUGAUGGUGAUGACUCUGUCACACCAGCUCGAUUGGCACAUAUGAAGAAGGUCAUCUCCAAUUUGAAGAAGAGUUCUGCUUCUACAGCGUUCAGAGUUCCAGUGGAUUAUGUCGCGCUCAAAAUUCCUCUGUAUCCUGAAAUCAUCAAACAUCCCAUGGAUCUCGGAACCAUCGAUCACCGACUGAAGCAGAACCAAUACACUUCCAUCUCCUCCUUUGUCAGUGACUUUGAAUUGAUCGUCAACAACUGCGUCAGAUUCAACGGUCCUGACCACGGUGUCGCACAGCAAGCUCGAAAGAUGCAGUCCUCGUUCAACAAUCAGAUGAAGAACCUGCCAUCCGCCACCAUCGAGGAACCGUCAAGGGAAGCCAAGAAAGCGGCAAAGAAACAAGAGCCUACGAGACAAGCACCUCCUCGUCGACCAUCAGUGACCACUCCCACACCGACUACCGCUCCAGUUGCUGCAGCGCCUUCGCCAAAGUCUGUUGCUGCUCCGCCCACUCCAUCUUUUGCUCCUGGACCUGACGGCAUCCCACUGAUCCGUCGCGACUCGAGCUUGACCGAUGGUAGACCAAAGAGAGCUAUCGUUCCUACCAAGCGGAACCAGGAAUUUGGAGGCGGCAGACCAAAGAAGAAGAAGUACGAAUUGCAACUUAGGUUCUGUGACGAGGCUCUGAAGGAGAUUGCAAGCCCGAAACACUGGCAGAUGAAUCAGUACUUCACUCAUCCAGUGGAUCCGGUCGCCUUGAACAUCCCAACCUAUUUCCAGAUCAUCAAGAAACCUAUGGACUUGGGGACAGUUCGAACCAAGCUCAACAACAAUGUUUAUGAAAAGGCCAGAGACUUUGAAGAAGACGUCCGCCUCGUAUUCAAGAACUGCUACAAGUUCAAUCCUGAAGGCGAUUUGGUCCACAAUGCCGGUACUCAGCUGGAAGGUCUAUUCAACAAGAAGUGGGCCACGAAAGAUGACUGGAUUGCGGCUCGUGAACCGGCUUCCGAGCCUCAGUCUGAGGCAGAUGAAGACGAAGAGGAUGAGGACGAGAGCGAAGAUGAUGCUGAGGAGAGUGAGGAUGAACGAGCCGAGAAGAUCAAAUUGCUGCAGAGGCAGAUUGAAAUGAUGUCCAAGCAGAUGGGUGAAUUGACCCAGAAGAAACCCAAGAAGUCCAAAUCUCCACCUGCAAAGAAGAGCAAGUCCAAGUCGAAGAAGGAGAAGCCUGCUGCAGGUGUCAAGGAGGGCAAAGAAAAGAAAGAAAAGAAGAAGUCUGCACCAAAAUCGAAACCGGACAAGGAUCGCUAUGUCACGUUUGCUGAAAAGCAGUACAUUUCGAAUGGUAUUGCCAUGCUCCCGGAAAAACAGAUGCAGGAGGCCCUCAAGAUCAUUCAGAAUAGUGUUCCAUCUUUGGCAAACAGCGACCAGAACGAGAUUGAGCUGGACAUUGAGGAAGUGCCGAACCAUGCACUUCUCAAGUUGCUCAACUUUGUCAAGAAGUAUGCUGGGCCACCGCCUGAUGAGCCAAAAGCCGAGCCGACCGAGUCAUAUGGUACCACCACGACCAAGUCGAAGAAGAGCAAGCCUAUGAGCAAGCAUGAACAGGAGGCGCAGAUUGAGGAAUUGAAGGGCAAGUUGGGCGCAUAUGCUGGACCAAUCUCUCCAAAUGCGGUUCAAUCCAUUGAGACUGGUGAUAGCAGUGAUGAUGAUGGAGAUUCGGAGGAGAGUGAGGAAGAGUAGACCAUGAAAAUAAUGCUUACGGAGCGGGUGCAUUCAGGAAGGGGCUGUAUGAUGUAUUAUGAAUCAAAGGGGUUUUGGCGAUAGAUAUUAUCGAGUUGAGCCGGUCUCAAAGGGGUGAGCACGCUUGGGGUUGCUGUCACCAGAUUGAGAUUUGAGUGAUGAAGAUUGGCGAGCAGUGGCAGGUUAUGUAGCUGAAGUUGAUGAAGCAAAGCAGCGUUUCUAGCUGAAAAGCAAAUCGUGUAACAGAUGUGGUCGAGGAUCCUGUAAUGAAGUAUCUUGACGUCCC
Molecule: messenger RNA, 3196 nt
Organism: Exophiala viscosa
Lineage: Eukaryota; Fungi; Ascomycota; Eurotiomycetes; Chaetothyriales; Herpotrichiellaceae
Product: bromodomain-containing protein
Exons: 2
Coding region: 1-2910 (969 amino acids)
Biological process (GO): chromatin remodeling; regulation of DNA-templated transcription
Cellular component (GO): chromatin; nucleus
Source: RefSeq, a predicted model, not a curated record